Molecule: messenger RNA, 411 nt
Organism: Hydatigera taeniaeformis
Lineage: Eukaryota; Metazoa; Platyhelminthes; Cestoda; Cyclophyllidea; Taeniidae
Source: the annotation of a GenBank genome assembly
ACUUCUGGGGUGAAGUGCUCAGACGACUGUCUGGCUAAAUAUAAUGAACUCAAGUUGAAGAAAACUUGUCGCUAUAUUUUGUACAAAAUUGAAGAUCAGAAAGAGAUUGUCAUCGAUCAAAUUGGUGACAGAAAUUGUACGUUUGAUCAGUUCAAAGCAGAGCUAGAGAAUCUUGAAAAGAGUGCGCGCUACGCUGUCCUUGAUUUUGAGUCUGACAACAAUAAAUCGCAUUUGCUUUUCAUUUCGUGGAUUCCUGAUAAUGCGAGUGUUCGCGAACGAAUGUUGUACGCAUCUUCUGUUGAUGCACUGAAAUCUCAACUAACUGGAUUUAAAAGCUACCUCCAGCUGAAUGAAAAAUCCGAUUUAACAAAGGAAAACUUCAUGGAUUCGCUUCCUGGAUCUCGCAAUUAA